Plasmodium falciparum 3D7 is the source of this 636-nucleotide messenger RNA. The record is from RefSeq and is a predicted model, not a curated record. NCBI's taxonomy places the organism in Eukaryota, Apicomplexa, Aconoidasida, Haemosporida, Plasmodiidae.
AUGAAAAAAAUACUUUGGUUGUGCCUUGUUAUAAUAUUUGAAAUAAUUGGAUAUAAUGGUUUAGAAAUAUAUAUAAAAAUGAAAGGAAAGAAAUUAAAAUGUAUAAAAGAAAGGAUAAAUAAAGAUACAUUAGUUAUAAGUAAAUUCAAAACAAAUCAUAAAAAUGCUUUAGUAUCAUUAUAUAUAUAUGAUGUUGAUGUUAAUGAAAAGAAUUUUCAUACACAACCUAAAUUACCUAUAUUUGAAACCGUUAAUAAACAUGAUAUAAAAACAGCCUUUACAACAUUUUAUUCAUCAUCUUAUUCAUUUUGUGCUUACAAUAAUUCGGACAAACUUAUCGAAGUAUAUUUCGAAAUUAAAUAUGGAACUGAAGCUAGAGAUUAUGCACAAGUAGCCAAGACGGAACAUUUAAAUCAAGGUACUUUAUAUUUAAAACAAAUAUUAGAUCAAAUGAAUAUUUUCCAUGUUAAUCUUAAAAGAAUAAGAUCGGAUGAAGAUAAAGAAAAAAAAGCUCAUGAUAAAUUAAAUGAUACAUUGAUGUGGUUCUCUUUUCUCAAUAUUAUUAUUAUUGUUAUAGCUGCCAUUGUUCAGGACUUUUAUUUCAAAAAAUUCUUCACCUCAAAAAAGAUUAUAUAA